Messenger RNA from Nothobranchius furzeri (turquoise killifish), 3656 nucleotides. RefSeq names its product coiled-coil and C2 domain containing 1B (gene cc2d1b). Gene Ontology annotation, cellular component: nucleus. NCBI's taxonomy places the organism in Eukaryota, Metazoa, Chordata, Actinopteri, Cyprinodontiformes, Nothobranchiidae. Gene Ontology annotation, biological process: regulation of transcription by RNA polymerase II. Gene Ontology annotation, molecular function: RNA polymerase II cis-regulatory region sequence-specific DNA binding; DNA-binding transcription repressor activity, RNA polymerase II-specific. The record is from RefSeq and is a predicted model, not a curated record.
GCCCAACAAGCGACGUGAAACUAGCACAGAAACGAAACUCUUCCUCUGAAAACUACCUCAUGAAGUGGUGAGCCAGAAGUCUGGGUAGGCGGCGUCGUAAGAGGCGUAAAUAAACAAGAAAAAACAAAACAUGUUUGGUAAAAAGAAGAAAGCACCGGUGCCGAAAGGCCAGGGAGCUGCAGCUGCCAAGCUGAUGUUUGUUGACAUGGACCCCGAGGUGAUGAUGAUGGGAGUAGGGGAAAACGAGCAGGACCUGGAGGCAGAGCUCGUUGCUAUCACAGGAAGUAAAGCUGCAGGAAGUGGGAAAGGCAAACCAAAAGGGAAAAACCCACUGCCUAUGGAGGACAUUGCAAAAAUGGCUGACGAGUGUAUGAGAGAUGUGGAUGAAGACGAGGAUGAUGGCAGCGUUGAAGAUGAUGAAGACCUGCUGGCAGAGCUCCAGGAAGUGGUGGGUGAGGAGGAAGCUGAGGAUGUGGAAACCUUUUCCUCCACAUUGUCUGCUUCUGCUGAUUCUUCUCUAGCUGAAACCCUCGAGUCUCCAGCAGCCCAGCAACAGGAAGUAAAAGUCUCCACAGCAGCACCCGGCAGCCUCCAGAACACCCUGGAGGAGCGAGUCUUCAUGUACAAAACGGCUCUGCAAAAGGCCAAAAGUGCAGGGGAGACGUCCAAAGCUAGGAGAUACGAUCGAGGUCUGAAGACUCUGGAGUCAAUGUUAGCUGCUUUAAAAAAAGGGAAACCGGUGAGCGAGUCGGAGAUUCCUCCGCCCGUUUCUGUCGGAGCCCCGAGUUCAACCCCCCAGCCUCUGGCUCCUGUACGACCUGCUCCCCCAGUGCCCACAGUCUCCGAUUCCACUCCACUAGAGGGGUCAGAGGUCACGACCUUGUCACCUGCGGUGUCUAAUGCCGUCACACCCACAAGUGAAGAGGAGCAGUCUUCCUCUGCCACCCUCCCGUCUCCUGAGGAGCCAUCAGACGAGAAGGAGGCGACCAGAGCGAUGCUUUUAGAGAGGCAGAAAGAAUACAAGCUGGCAGCGCUGAAAGCCAAGAAACAAGGAGAAAUGGAGCAGGCCAUGCUUUACUUCCUGACCAGCAAGAAGUUGGAUGCCGUGAUUAAUGCAUUGGAGAAAGGACAAGCAGUGGAUCUCAGUGAAGUUCCUCCUCUUCCAGGUGCAGGAGGAAGCUCUGCUCCCUCUGGACCAAGCUUACAGGUCACCCAACCGGUUGCUGAAGCUCCUGCUCCUGCGGCCCCAUCGGUCCCUUCGGCCCCCAAAGAUGUCCUGGAGGCUCUGGAGCAGCGGCGAGUCAAAUACACGGAGGCAUCAAAUCAGGCCAAAGCCAGCGGGGAUGACCGUAAGGCCCGGAUGCACGACCGCAUCGCUAAGCAAUAUCAGAGCGCCAUCCGUGCUCACAAAGCAGGAAAAGCUGUCAACUUUGAUGAGCUUCCUGUUCCUCCAGGCUUCCCUCCGAUCCCGGGUGUGAAGGCGUCGGGACCUGAGCAGGGAUUUAUCGCCGCUCUUGAAGCAGCCAAUAAGCUUGCUUCCCCUGAAGUAGGAGAGGAAGAUGAUGAUGAAGACAAGGAGGAAGAGCCAAAGCUUGCUGUUCCAGAAAAGCCAAAGAAGCCCGCAUUGGACGUCUCUGCAGAAGGAAAACCAUCUUCUUCAGCUUCACCCGACAGAACAGCUGAGCAGGAGGGACUCUCACCAACAGCUGCUCAGCAGCUGGAGCUCCUGGAGAGCAGGAAGAAGCAGUACAUGAAGGCAGCUCUGCAGGCGAAGCAAAAGAAGGAAAUGGAACAAGCAAAGGUUUUCCUCCGCACAGCCAAAGGUUUGGACCCCAUGAUCGAAGCGGCGCGCAACGGCAAACCCGUGGACAUCGGCACGUUGCCGUCGCCCCCUGGUGACGAAGAGGACGACUUCAUCCUGGUUCAUCACUGUGACGUUCAGCUUUCAGAGAAAGCUGAGCAGGUUUACACGCAGCUGGCUAACAUCCUGACAAAGCAGCGCGAGAAAUGUUUGACUCACUCCGAGCAGUUCACACACCUCGGGAACGUCGCUGAAACCACUAAGUUUGAGAAAAUGGCAGAAAGCUGUAAGAAGAGUCUGGAGGUCCUGAUGUUGGCUCAGUCCAGGGGUCUGCUGCCUCCAAAGCAUCACUUUGAGGAGAGAUCGUUUCACACUGUCAGAAUUUUCCCAGAGCUGAGCAGCACUGAUCUGGUCAUCAUCAUUGUUAAAGGGAUGAAUCUUCCUGCUCCCAGCGGGAUCCAACCAAACGAUCUGGAUGCUUACAUCAAGUUUGAGUUCCCCUACCCCAGCGCAGAGCAGUCGCAGAAACACAAAACAAGUGUCAUCAAAAACACUAAUUCACCAGAAUAUAACCAGAACUUCACGCUGUCAAUCAACCGAAACCACCGCGGCUUCCGGCGAGUCGUGGCGUCUAAAGGCCUCAAACUGGAGCUGCUGCACAAAGGGGGUUUCCUACGAAGCGACAAGCCAAUCGGGACGGCGCUCGUAAAGCUGGACAAGCUGGAGUCACAGAGUGAAAUCAGGGAGAUCGUAGAAGUGAUGGACGGCCGUAAGCACACAGGUGGUCGUGUUGAGGUCAAGGUGAGACUACGGGAGCCUCUGUGUGGUCAGGACAUGCAGAAGAGCACCGAGCGCUGGUUGGUCAUCGACUCUUCAUAGGGUCUGGCUUAAAAGUUUCAAAAUAAAAGGAAUACCAAAACAAAGAUGAAAAGCACUCAAACACUUGGAAGGAGGUUUGGGAUCUGCUGAGGACGAGGCCUUUGCCAAUCGUAACUUUUUUGCACAUUAGCGCAGCACGGAAGCUUGUUCCUGCAGGCGUUUGGUUCUGUGACAGGACAGCGACUGCUGCCGCGGGAGCGUGACAAUUCUUUAAGCGGGUUUGAGAGCCUGAAAGAUCCUAAAAUCGGGAGAGAAACUCUGGUACAGCAUCAUCAGCCCUCUUGCGGAUGGCGAUAUCAAGCUACUCUAAUCAUGCUGCCUGAUGUAACUUUAGUUCAUGUAAAAAAAGUGCAUUUAUCUAAAACUGCACCUAUGCACUAAUACCAAAGUAAUCAAAGUUGCUGUAAAAUCCUGCAUAUUUGAAAUCGCCUUCAGUUGCCAAACGCGUUACAAUGUCAGAGGAAGUUGUAUUUAUAUGUAGGAGACGCAUCAGAGGCUGCUGGGAGGUUUCAUCAUCUCCACUAGUGACCCGGACCUUAAUAAACACACCUUCAGUUGUUUUACGGGAAAAGUCUGAAGCACCUUUCAUUUCCUCUGGAGCACCAAAAGUCUAAUAUAUGCAGAUAAAUGAGGAUAGAUGCUAUCGACUCAACUUUAUUUUAGUAAAACUGGAAACGGGUCAGAGUUGGUGGAGAAACCGUGAGACUCCAGAAGGAGUUUACUACAGAAACAGUUUAAAGGUUCGAGUUUGUUUACCUCAACGCUCCUGAGUCUGGUCACAACAUUUCAGUACAAAAUAUAUAAAAACACUUAUGUGUUUUCUAUAUGAAUGUUUACUAAAUAAAUUUCUGAAAUCCUCCAAGAAUGUUUAACAGAAUCAAACUGAUUUUUAAAUGUGAAAUUGAAUAAAUUUAUCAUUAAAUACUUUUAAAUUUACUAUUUUGGUUUCACUUUUUGGAAUAAAGAAAAAAAAUGA